AUGAAGUACGUCCUAGUAUCAGGAGGUGUGAUCUCCGGAAUUGGCAAGGGGAUUAUAGCCUCCUCGUCUGGCCUGCUCCUAAAAACUUUGGGUUUAAAGGUCACUGCGAUCAAGAUCGACCCGUAUCUCAAUAUCGACGCAGGUACUAUGAGCCCCAAGGAACAUGGGGAAUGCUUCGUUCUCAAAGAUGGGGGCGAGAGUGAUCUUGAUCUUGGAAACUAUGAAAGGUACCUGAGCCUUAAUCUCACAAAGGAGAGCAACAUCACAACUGGAAAGAUCUACAACCACGUGCUAUCGGAGGAAAGGAAAGGCACGUACCUGGGCAAAACCGUACAGGUCGUCCCUCACAUUACCGAUGCAAUCCAGAAUAGCAUCGAACGCGUUGCCAAGGUCCCAGCAGAUGACUCAGGAGAGGAACCGGAUGGUGGUACUGUCGGCGAUAUCGAGAGUAUGCCCUUCGUUGAGGCAUUAAAUCAGUUUCGGCAGAGGGCGGGCAAAGGAAACUUCGUCAAUAUCCAUGUGUCUUACGUGCCAGUGAUACACGGAGAGGAGAAAAGUAAGCCGACUCAACACUCGAUUCGUGGCGCACUUCAAGCGGGCCUCAUCCCAGACUUUAUUGCGUGUCGUUGCGAACGUCCACUUGCCACAGAUACGAUCCAGAAAAUUGCCCGCAGUUGUCAUCGAGAGGUUGAGCAAGUGCUUACUGUACGAGACAUGAAGACCGUCUAUGAAGUGCCGCUCCUUCUUGAACAGCAGGGCCUACUCAAUCUAUUUACGGGGGCCUUGCAACUUGAUAAACUAGCGAUCUCCCCGGCUCGAGUCGAAAAGGGCGCAGAGCUAUGGCAGUUGUGGAACAAAACCGUUCUCCCCAAACAGCAUCUGGAUCAAGUUGAUAUUGCCAUAGUUGGCAAGUAUGUCGAAACUCAUGAUGCUUACCUUUCAGUCGUCAAGUCAUUAGAGCACUCGGCAAUGCGGUGCAACAAGGCUCUCCGUAUCAAUUUUGUUGACGCUGAACACCUGGAAGACUCUACACAGGAGAGUGAUCCUACUAAGCAUGACAAGGCCUGGAGUGUGGUUCACAGUGCGAAUGGUGUCGUUAUUCCAGGAGGUUUCGGAGAGCGAGGUGUUGAAGGAAUGAUCAAAGCAGCAAAUUGGACCCGAACAAACCAAGUUCCGAUGCUGGGAAUAUGUCUCGGCAUGCAAGUCGCUGUUAUUGAAGCAGCGCGGAAUCUCUGUGGUAACAAGAAUGCUACGUCAGAGGAGUUCAAAAGCCACUCUAAAGACUCGGUUAUAAUUUUCAUGCCGGAGGGCAGCAGAACAGAGAAAGGGGGAACGAUGAGGCUUGGAUCACGGCCAACGCACUUUCAGCCUGGAAGCGAACGGAGCAAGCUGCGGGCAUUGUAUGGAUAUGCAGAUGUGAUCGAAGAGCGCCACCGACAUCGCUAUGAAGUGAACCCGGACCAUGUGGAACGGUUGGAGCAAGCUGGUCUCGAUUUCAUCGGCAAGGACGACACGGGAAACCGCAUGGAAAUUGUUGAACUGAAAGACCACCCCUGGUAUGUCGGCGUCCAGUUUCAUCCCGAAUACCAGAGCAAGGUAUUGGACCCGUCACGACCGUACCUCGGCUUCUUGGCCGCCAGUGCAGGAUGCCUCGAUCAGAUCACGCAGGAGCUUCUGCAGGACACUAAUGGCAUUCUCAAUGGAGGGGGUGAAAGUAUACAUUUCUAA
Molecule: messenger RNA, 1728 nt
Organism: Venustampulla echinocandica
Lineage: Eukaryota; Fungi; Ascomycota; Leotiomycetes; Helotiales; Pleuroascaceae
Product: CTP synthase
Exons: 14
Coding region: 1-1728 (575 amino acids)
Biological process (GO): CTP biosynthetic process; pyrimidine nucleobase biosynthetic process
Cellular component (GO): cytoplasm; cytoophidium
Molecular function (GO): identical protein binding; CTP synthase activity
Source: RefSeq, a predicted model, not a curated record